AGUCCUUUAAGAGUCCUUUGGGCUCUGUGCCCACUGCCCCCUUGUUCUGAAUACAGGAAUGAUACCAAUCCCUGCUCUAUGGAGUGUCUAGUCUCUGGGGAAGCUGUGCCUUUCUGGUUCUGACAGUGACUACGUCGUCUCUGCCAUUCCUAAAGAACACCUCUCUCUGCUCAGUCCCAGCAUGGCUCUCCCCCCCAGCCCCUUGGCUAUGGAAUAUGUUAAUGACUUUGAUUUGAUGAAGUUUGAAAUAAAGCGGGAGCCUUCUGAAGGCCGAUCUGGAGUCCCUACAGCCUCACUGGGCUCCACACCGUACAGCUCAGUGCCUCCUUCACCCACCUUCAGUGAGCCAGGCAUGGUGGGCAGCGGUGAGGCCCCUAGGCCAGGCCUGGAGGAGCUAUAUUGGCUGGCUACCCUGCAGCAGCAGCUGGGGGCUGAUGAGGUUCUGGGGCUGAGUCCUGACGAAGCUGUGGAGCUGCUGCAGAACCAGGGUCCAGUCUCUGCAGAAGGGCCUCAUGGUUACUAUUCAGGGAGCCCAGGGGAGACAGGAGCCCAGCAUGUCCAGCUGCCCGAAAGAUUUUCGGACGCGGCGCUGGUCUCGAUGUCUGUGCGCGAGUUGAACCGGCAGCUGCGGGGCUGCGGGCGCGACGAGGCUCUGCGGCUGAAGCAGAGGCGCCGCACGCUCAAGAACCGCGGCUACGCGCAGGCUUGUCGCUCCAAGCGGCUGCAGCAGCGGCGCGGGCUGGAGGCCGAGCGCGCCCGCCUGGCCGCCCAGCUGGAUGCUCUGCGGGCUGAGGUGGCCCGCCUGGCUCGCGAGCGCGACCUCUACAAGGCCCGCUGUGACCGGCUGACCUCCGGUGGUCCUGGGUCCGAAGACCACACACACCUCUUCCUUUGAGCCUCUAGGGCAGGGGGUGUGGCUGUUUGGAGGUGGCUGGGUAGAUGGCACUAUACAGGAAAGGGAGUCCACUAACCAAAUCGCUACCUGUGGUCCUGUAUGUCCAUAUAAAUAUCCCCAAACUUCUGACCCCUGUGGCAUGCCAGAGGUUAGAUCCUUUGCUGGAGAUGAGUCCCCUUCCCUUUUGCAGGUUAUGACUCUUCAUGAUUUAGUAGGGCACUGAAUUCUGUAGGAGCUAGUGCCUGUUCUGAGGGUGGAGGCAUGGAGGAAGGGCAGGUGGCAUGCUGAAUAGGAGGAAGAGGAGGAAGAGGAGGAAGAGGAGGAGGAGGAGGAGGAGGAGGAGUGGUGCAGCUCCCCUCUCGGUGUAGUUCUUAAUUCAAGGUUUUCAACCUGUAAUGCGUUGAUGCUGUAAUUAACAAUGAAGCUUUGGACUCCCCAUUUUACAACUAUUGGAUUGUCAAGAUUUCAAUUCCCCUAAACAAGCAGUAAUAGGUCAACUCAAAAUGCUUUUCUCGGCUCAACCCAGUGGCCUUUAGAGUCCAAAGCAGCAGAAUAGUGCCCUGGAUGGGAGCCUGGCGACCUGGGCACUAGUCUCAACUGUGUCACAGGCUGUAUGUCGGUCACCUUAAGCAAAGCAAUUGCCAUAAGGUUUCUCUCAUUUGGACUGGAUGACCUCUGACACUGUUUUAGUUUUGGCAGGUCUAAUGGUCUCCUCAAGAGGGCCCAAGAGGACUGUACCAAAGGGACAUCCUGUUCUGUCUCAGCUUCUUGGCUGUAGCUUAGGCAAUAGAUAGGUACACAGCAUGGCUGCUCUGGGAGUCCUAACUUGCACUGGCUCUAAGGGCCCCCUCUAGGCUUCCUUGGCCUUCAGACUGCAUAGGGUGCCCUUGCUACCGCCUGCCUCACAGCUAAAGUGAGUGAGACCUUACAGGAUAACCGGGGGCCAAGAGACUGUGGCUUUUGUGAAUUAAACCUGAAGUCUAAGAAAAACUGUUAUUGGCUAAGUGUUCUUGCAAUUUAAAAAGAGGUAAUUCUAUAUCACUGCUUUGGAUAACUGUUUUGUGUGUUUGCUGUGUGAGAGAAAGAAAAGGGAAUAAGGGAGGGAGAGGAAGGGGAAGAAGGUUUUUUUUGGGGGGGUCCUGCUGUUGUAGCUCAGCGGUAGAUUGCUUGCCUAAUCUUUGCAGAGAGACCCUUUUUGGAGCCGAGCAGUGUAUAUCUCAGUUCUAGAAGGCCAAUGAAAGUGAAUUGGAGGAGGUGGAGGAAUGGUCCAGAUGGAGCCUCACCACCCACCACCACCACUACCACAACCAAAACCCAGGAGCAGCAGUGACCCUAGCUAGGCCUGUCUGUAGCUGUCCUCCAGGUCUCACAGUUGCCAUGGUAACCCAGCCCUCCAGUUCAGCAACAUAUGGGGAGGGCCUUUGGGCAGAGCAGAAGCUUUGAGCUGGGAGUAUCCACCUCAUCAGCCACUGUCAUCUGUCCUCUAAGGGGCAUAAUCAACGGGAGAUGCAGGCCUGUGUGGGG
Molecule: messenger RNA, 2419 nt
Organism: Grammomys surdaster
Lineage: Eukaryota; Metazoa; Chordata; Mammalia; Rodentia; Muridae
Gene: Nrl
Product: neural retina leucine zipper
Exons: 3
Coding region: 182-895 (237 amino acids)
Biological process (GO): regulation of transcription by RNA polymerase II
Cellular component (GO): nucleus
Molecular function (GO): RNA polymerase II cis-regulatory region sequence-specific DNA binding; DNA-binding transcription factor activity, RNA polymerase II-specific
Source: RefSeq, a predicted model, not a curated record